ACUUGUUUUAAACCUAUAUAUAAAAAAAAGUGACAAAUUUGCAUGAAGUAACCAUUCAAUUGACUUAAUUAGAAGACAUUGACUUGUCUUAUAAAAAAUAUUUCGUCCGUUCUAUAAUAUAGUUCUCGUUUUUCAUUUUUGGACAACCAAAAUGUUAUUUUAUUUCUAUUUUUAAAUAAUACUCCGUAUAUAUAGACCAUUAUAUCCUCAUUUUUUUAAUUUUAGAAUACCCUUCCUCACUUUUUAAUUUACUCUUAAAUUUUACACAUUUCAUGUUACUUCCUCACUCUGACUUUUGACUAUGAAGUAUACUUUUUACCUUAAUAAAGAAUACAACCAACAAUUCCGGCGGACCACUUAACUGGUUUUCUAAAUGGAAGGCAACAACUCAAUUUCCGGCGACUCACACGGCGGCGAUUCAACCUCACGCGCCAAACGACUCAAACCAACUCGUGAUCGACUCAGCGAUUUACCCGAUUUAGCACUCACUCACAUUCUCUCUCACUUGUACAUCGAAGAAGCAGCAAGAACUGCCAUUUUAUCGAAACGUUUCAACUCAAUCUGGAACUCAGUUCCCGUACUCAAUUUUUCCGACGAGAAUGCCGGCAAAGUUGGUGAAUUCUUCAUCAGUUUUGUUGAUAUUGCACUUAAGCUGCAUCGUCGCCGGGAAAUCGAGAGAUUUUCCGUCCAAUUUGGGUAUGAUUUCAUGUUUUCCAGCCCUGUUGAUGAUUGGAUUGAAUUUGCUGUUAAAAAGCAGGUUAAAUUUCUGUAUUUGGAUUUAAUUGAGAAGUGUGGUAAAAAUCGGGUUCGAUUUCCGAUUAUUGAGUAUAAAUUGCCAGAAUUUCUGUACAAUAAUCAGAAUUUGGUUGAAUUGGUUACUAAUGCUUGUAAAUUUUCUACUGUGUGGUUGAUUAAUUGGAGUUCAUUGAAGUUAUUGAGUGUAACGAGAACAAAGGUGGAUGAGGAAUUGAUUUCUAGGGUUUUGAGUGGGUGUCCUGUGUUGGAGACAUUGGAAUUGAGGGAGUGGAUUGGUUUUGAUAAGCUGAAGAUUGAAUCAGGUAGUUUGAGGGUGUUGAAAAUUGUUGAGGAGAAACAACCGAGUUAUUUUGUACACCCCGAAGAUAAUUGCUUCUUGGAGGUUUCGGGUCCGAAUCUUGUGUCCUUGGAAGUUUCGGGUUCUUUGUAUAGGACUAAACUUCGGUUGACUGAUGUAGGGUGUUUGUCUAAUGCUACGAUGAAUUUCGAGAUUAUGCCUCAGAACCAUGGUCCUAAAAAUUCUCGGUAUGUUGUGAGGGAUCAAGAUAUUAUAAGGGAAGUUCUUGGGAGUCUUUGCUUUGUAAAGGCAUUGACGAUUGGUGCAUUAAGGUAUCAUCCUUUCUGUCAUGCUUCUCUUAGCAUUAUUGGUAGAUGUUUAGAUGUUUUCAUAGCUUCAAACCAUUUAUGUUUAAGUAGUAUUGAUUCUACUAGUAGGAAAUAUUUCUGUAUCAAUAUUUUUUUGGGUGCUGCUGUAUCUACAUGUGAGGCUUACAACCUAUCAUUUCCUUGGUCCGAACGACGAAGUUUAACUCUGUGCAUACCUAUGCUCCAAUGGGAUCAUUUUGGAGUAGCAAGCCUACUACACAGUUCUCCUUGUUUGGAGACUUUAGCCAUCAGACUCUCUUAUUGUUCUGAUACGUGUGCUUUGGAGCAUCCCUUUUCCAACAAUUGUGACGAGGGAUACUAUUGGAAGUCAUGGAGUACGAUUUCCAAAUGUCCCCUUCAUCAUCUUAAGACAGUCAAGGUCAUUGGUUUCCUUGAAUCAUGCACAUCAAUGAAGCCCCUGUUUCAGUUUCUGGAGUUUUUGCUUCGAAACUCUAGUGCUCUUCUAGAGAUUGUUAUUCAAGCGUCAAGAUAUGUGACACAGGGGACAAUAGAUGAGGCUUUAAAGCUUCUUGAUGUUCCUACAGCCUCCCCCGAUGUGGUAGUGCAAUACGAACCCUCUCAUCUCUGGGUGGAUCCCUUCAACGUGCACCAAAAGUCAGCUCUUGUAUGAUUCAGUUGCCCUAAAGACGUGGAAUCUGGCAUGUUAAUUUAGAACUUAAAAGUGUAUUUAUAUUAGGCUUCAUAAAUUAAUCGUCAACAACUUUUUAGAAUAUCCUUGCCUAGCUUAACUUCUAUUGUAUUUUUAGUAGAAAAUCUAGCUCAUAGCUUUUUUUCAAUGUAAAGCAUGGAAGAGCAUUACUACGUUGUCUAAAUGGAACAUAUAGUUGGUAUGAGCAACUAGGUACUCUUUCUAGUAGAAAAUCUAGCUCAUAGCUUUUUUUUUUUUUAAUUCAUAUCAGGACCAGGCAGCCGGGUUUUUACCAGUCCAAGGCUAACAGGGCUAACUACUGAACAGUGGCACUGGGUAUUCUCUCUACCCCCUCCUAACACGCGCACACUAAACCCUCUCACUCAGCUCUCGCUGUGUCACUGUUAAACAUUGUCAUCAAUCGUUCGUUCUAACAG
Messenger RNA from Chenopodium quinoa (quinoa), 2487 nucleotides. RefSeq names its product putative F-box protein At1g49610. The record is from RefSeq and is a predicted model, not a curated record. Lineage: Eukaryota; Viridiplantae; Streptophyta; Magnoliopsida; Caryophyllales; Amaranthaceae. The transcript is spliced from 3 exons. Bases 374 to 2032 code for a protein of 552 amino acids. Gene Ontology annotation, molecular function: protein binding.